UGUGCUGUGACUUCCAGGAUCCUUUGCUCUGAGGCAUCUCCACCAUGGCCUGGCUGUUCCUCCUGCUCCCCUUCCUCUCCCUCUGCACAGAUUCCGUGGCCUCCUAUAUACUGACUCAACCUCCCUCAGUAUCAGUGGCCCUAGGUCAAAAGGCCACAAUCACCUGCUCUGGAGAUAAAAUCUCAGGCAAGAGUGUUCACUGGUACCAGCAGAAGCCAGGCCAGGCCCCUGUGCUGGUCAUAUAUAAUGAUAAUAAGCGUCCCUCUGGCAUCCCAGACCAAUUCUCUGGCUCCAACUCAGGGAACACAGCCACCUUGACCAUCAGCAAAGCCCAGGCUGGAGAUGAAGCUGACUAUUACUGUCAGUGUUGGGAUAGCACUGAUGAUCAUCCUUCACUGUGGUAUGUUUUCGGCGGAGGAACCAAGCUCACCGUCCUAGGUCAGCCAAAGUCUACUCCCACAGUCACAGUGUUUCCACCUUCAUCUGAGGAGCUCAAGACAAACCAAGCCACAGUGGUGUGUAUGAUUAACGACUUCUACCCGGGCAGUGCAACAGUGACCUGGAAGGCAAAUGGUGUACCGAUCACCCAGGGUGUGCACACUACAAAUCCCUCCAAACACAACAACAAGUACAUGGCCAACAGCUUCCUCACUUUGACAGCGGACCAGUGGAGAUCUCACAAUCGCUUGUCCUGCCAAGUUACACAUGAAGGGAACGUUGUAGAAAAGAGUGUGUCCCCUACAGAGUGUCUCUAGGAGCCCAGCCUUUCCUUGGCCUAGGGGUCCCAGAAUGGGGUCUCUUCUCUGUGCUACAAAUCUCAACCUUGCUCUUUUACCCACUGAAUAUUCAAUAAAAUAUCAUUGAUCAGAA
This is a messenger RNA of Peromyscus maniculatus bairdii (prairie deer mouse), 870 nucleotides long. The record is from RefSeq and is a predicted model, not a curated record. Lineage: Eukaryota; Metazoa; Chordata; Mammalia; Rodentia; Cricetidae.